UUCGUCAGAAUCAAAUACAUCGUAUCAUAAAAUUUCAGACUUGGGAUUUUUACAUGAUAUAUAAAACAUAUUUGAAUUAAAAUUUUAUAAAAAUGUCAAAUUUGCUUGUACGAAAAGGACUUGAAUUAUUGGGUUAUGAAAAAAAUGUAAAACAAGAAAAAAGAAAAAAGAAACACACAAAAUAUAAAGGUACACUGGACCUAAUUCCACCAAAGCACAGAAUAUUAUCUAAAAAUGAUAAAACAGAUCUCGGUACAAUCCUUGGACGAUCAAGUAAAGUAACAGUUUAUGAAACUCAAAAGAAAUUAGCCGUACAAGAAGAUCCUACAGAUGAAAAUGUACAAAGACUUUUAAUGCUUAGUAACAAUUGUAUUGAUCCUGAUACAACAAAUAAGUUAUUGAAUAGAGCUGUAAAGAAGAGGUAUAUUCCAGAAGCAAAGAAACUUAAAAAACCUGAAACCACUGUAUUUAGCGAUGAAGAUUUCAAGAAAUUUGAAAAGGAAUAUGUGGAUCAGUAG
This is a messenger RNA of Eufriesea mexicana, 518 nucleotides long. RefSeq names its product active regulator of SIRT1. Gene Ontology annotation, cellular component: nucleolus. The transcript is spliced from 4 exons. Gene Ontology annotation, molecular function: enzyme binding. The record is from RefSeq and is a predicted model, not a curated record. The coding region runs from base 93 to 518 and encodes 141 amino acids. Lineage: Eukaryota; Metazoa; Arthropoda; Insecta; Hymenoptera; Apidae.